This is a messenger RNA of Lithohypha guttulata, 555 nucleotides long. RefSeq lists its product as uncharacterized. The record is from RefSeq and is a predicted model, not a curated record. Bases 1 to 555 code for a protein of 184 amino acids. The transcript is spliced from 2 exons. NCBI's taxonomy places the organism in Eukaryota, Fungi, Ascomycota, Eurotiomycetes, Chaetothyriales, Trichomeriaceae.
AUGCCUCCAAAGAAGCAAGAUCCAGACUCGCAAGUCGCUAGCGACAUCAAUGCUCUAGCCAUCAUGAUGGCAACCGCUACAGAAUUCAAUCCAGACUACAAUGCCGUUGCUAGAGAGCUAGGUAUUUCCCAUGGGAAGAACGUGCCUCGCAAGAUGGACACUAUUCUCAAGCAAGCAGGAUAUCAGCUCAAGAACAAGAAGGUGGUGAAGAUCGAUGAAGAUGGUGCACCGACUACUCCAAAAGUCAAAGAGCCUAAGACACCUGGUGGUACUGAUGACGAAGACGGGAAGCCGACCAUUACAAAGAAAUCCAUUGCGAAGAAGCCAGCCUCGAAGAAAGGGGUUACACCAAAGAGAGAGAGCUCAAAAUCUCCAACCAAGAAAGCUCCUGCUACGCCACAAUCGAAGAAGCGAAAGCUAAGCGAGGACAUCGACGAGGAGGAUGAAGAUAUCAAGACUGAGAAGAGCGAUGAAGACGAUGACGAUAAGGACGAGGAUAUUGAUGAUGACGGAGAUGAAGCAGAGGAAUGGUGGCGUCACGGCGAAAUCAAAUAG